AGGUUGAAGAUGGCUGCCGUGGAAGACAGGGUGGAUGGAGGAGUCGGAGUGCUGGAGUGCGCUUCUAUUUCCCCGAGAUUGUCUCCUCCGUUGCCGGACCAGCCACAUCAGAACAAUCCGCUCUUGGGACUACCCAUCGUGGCCAUAGAGACGAUUCUAAAUUUCCUGUCUUACGAUGAAAUCAGCCUGCUCCGUCUGGUAUGCAAAAGGAUGGACAUGAUCUGCCAGCGGAUGCUAAAUCAGGGCUUUUUGAAGGUGGAGCGUUACCAUAGUCAGUGUCAGAAACAAGUCAAAGCCCAGCUGCCAAGGAGAGAAUCGGAAAGAAGAAAUCAUUCCCUGGCACGCCAUGCAGAUAUCCUAGCUGCUGUGGAAACCCGCCUUUCAUUGCUUAAUAUGACUUUCAUGAAAUAUGUAGACUCUAAUCUAUGCUGCUUCAUCCCUGGAAAGGUAAUUGAUGAAAUUUAUGGGGUUUUACGUUAUGUAAAUUCAACUCGAUCACCUCAGAGAGCUCAUGAAGUUCUACAGGAGCUGCGGGACAUCUCCUCCAUGGCUAUGGAAUACUUUGAUGAAAAAAUUGUCCCAAUUCUCAAGAAGAAACUGCCUGGGGCUGACAUGUCUGGUAGGCUCAUCGGGUCUCCUCCAGUUCCAGGUCCUUCCACAUCUUUGACAACAAUGUCUCUGCUGGCAAAGAACACUCCAUCACGGUCUGAAAUGACAAAACUGCAACAGCAGGUGAAGGUGAAUGGAGCUUCUGUCACAGCGCUGCGGAGGGAGAUUUCAGAGCUGAGGGUCAAACAGUUGGAACAACAAAAGCAGCUGCAAGACCAGGAGCAAAAGCUGCUGGAGCAGACCCAGAUUAUAGGCGAGCAAAAUGCUAGGCUUGCAGAGCUGGAGCGGAAACUCCGUGAACUGAUGGACAGUGCUGUUGGCAGCACUUCUCCUGGCAACAGUACCAGUAACACUGGAAGGGGGCAAGAGACACCAUUCAAACGCACCAGGAAGACAUUGGACUCUCCUCGGCAAUCUAAACGUCUGAAGAGCAAAAAAUAAAAAGGUGCAUCUCUUGCUUUUUCUCCAGACGGAAUUUCCACGGUAUGGCAGCAAGCCACCUGUCUGCCAGUGGUAAUCCAACAAACCAUUCUCCACUUCCAACACUCUGUAGAAUUUCGCUCCUUCACUUGGGGACUGGGAGGCUGAGUAAUGUUAGGCUUUUUUUUUUAGUUUUAUCAUUAAAUGUGCUUUCAAUUCCCACAACUUAGGCAAUGGGAAACUAUAAACCUCGGCAUGACACUGAACAUGGGAAGAGUUCUCAUAACUGCAGGUGGACGUGUUGAUGGUAAUUGUUAGUGAAAGUGUGCAUUUCUGUGAGGCCCACAAUGCAGGCAGUAAAGAGUAGUAAAUUUUAAAAUGGCAGAAUGAUUUUUAAAGUCUUAAUGUCCUAGAAAGAGGACCACUGGGGCCCCUGCCUGGAAAUAAUGGAAUUCGAGCCUGAGCACUGUAGCUGUGUGUCUUUUUAUAAUGCAGAAAGGGUUUAGGAAAUAAUCAUUGAGCCAUUUAAACAGGUGUCUUCAUCAAAUAGACAAUCUUCAUUGCGUUGCAUGUUCCCCAUUAAAUGUUAAAGCUCUUACUAAAAAGGUAAUUUGCAGUUAUGGUUUAAAUCCUUGUCUGUUUCUCAUUCAAAACCUCCAGAAAGUAGAAUGUGUUUUCAAGAAUUUACUGUAAUCGGUGAAUUUUGUCGUAAUUUUAUUUUGUAUAAAUAUUUAAAAUCAGCCAAUUUGGCAAACAUCUGCAACGCCAAAAAAAACCCAUUUAUAUCUUUACAAUACCAGCUUAUUCUGUUAUUUAAGAAAGCAUUUGAUUUUAAAGGAUGAGACCAAUUUAAGGACACCUCAAUUAACAGAGUAAAUUCAACAGUCUGAAUUGGAAUUUCUUACACUUUGUCUGGGAAUUUGAGUAUAGUAAUAACAAAAUAUAAUUAACAAAAUAUUAUGCUUGGGUUAAUUGCUGUAUUUACGUGAAAAAUCUGCAGAAACAGGGAUGCUCGUAUUGGCAUCAAUAACCCCUUUUUGUGUGAGAAAUGUAAAAUUCCAAAAAUAAAGCCUUGUCAGAAUUCUUUCUAUCUCAUUAUCUCAUAACUUUAAUAAUUACAUUAUUAUUUCUUAUCAGUCAUGUUUUAAUUUAGUUUCAUUAUAUAGCCUCAUUGAAGCUUUUUUAGCCAAAAACAAAUUGAAGGGCAAAUUAUAUUUUUGUUUAUCUGUCUGACCCAGUAAGAAGAUAGAAAAUAGUUUUACUUUUGUUACAAACAUGAAUCGGGUCUAACUAGCUAAUAAGCUUAUAGUCUACAGACACAAAUAAAACAAAAAUCACGUUUUGUUAAAUCAUUAUAUCCUAGCAAGCUAACUGAGGCAAAAAUGUCAUCAUGCAAGGGACCCUCAAAAGAGGACACGCUAUAUGAAAUGCAAACAGAUUCUCUUCUGAAGAAUGAAUACAAAUUUUCUGAGGAACCCAGGGCGUUUGUAAUUUGUCAGAAUAUUUUUCAACUCUUAAAGCUGUGCUUUCAUAAUAGUCUGUUAUGAAAAUUCUAUACACUUAGAGAUAUUGGUUGUCUCAUGUUUUACCAUGACUUUUUAGCUUUAGAUCCAGAUCUGACUUUUGGGAAGAAAACAAUAAAUGGUGUUUUAAAAAAGAAAAAAAAUGCAUUGUUUAUGUUGAAAAUGUGCAUUUGUUUCACAUCAUGUAAGAGACGGAAGGCCGAGUGCAGUGCCUGUGACUGGAGGUGGUGUCGGUUUUUAUUUAUGUUGGCACAUUCUUCACUAUCAUGUUGAAACAGGGAAAAAUUUCACAAGUUCAGUUGCCAGACUUUGCAUGAAGAAAAUGCAGACAAGUAUAGCUAAUUACAUUUUAAAAAGUUGCAUUUAUGUUAAACGUACGUUGUUGAUAUAUGAAGUACUUUUUGUUAAUUUGAUUAGCAAAUUGUGGAGAUUCAGAAAUUAAGAUACAAUAUGCAAGUCUAGUAGAGUACUUUUUCCUCACCAUUAAGGUUACUUUCUUGACAGGCUAGCAUAGCAGUUUUGUAACCAAUGAAAUCUCUUGAUACAGCCCUUUCUGUGAUCCAAAGCCUGAAUGGUUUGGUGUUUCUGGUUGAGACUGGCUACUAAAUUUGCUUUGUAAAUUGGUGUAAAUUUUAGAGAAUGGAAAAACAUACCUGAAAACCAUGAGGAGGUCUCUUUUUGUCGCUCCGAGUUGAAGCGGUCUCUGCUCACCGGUUUUGCUUAGUGUUAUUUUGGUCACACUCUUUUUUAAUUUCUCUUUAUAAAGAGGGAGCACACCCUGCCACAGAAGUCUGUUAAGGGACUGUUCCCUGAGCAGUGAUGUCACAGAAUGUUCCCAGAGCAAAGAUACAGUCCCCUAUCUAUAAACAAUUGAAUUUACAUAAUAGUGCCGAAUUAAUGCUUACACAACACCUGACAUUUACUUUGAUUGGUUCAUUUGCACUUGUUAUACACCUAAAUAAAAGUCUCAUUCUGAUCCAUUCUUUGUUCUUCUCAGUAUCUCCUAAAUUCAUAUCUUUCUAUGGAAUUCCUGUGAACAUCACAACAAUCCAUUCUUAGUUACCAGCUUCUGUCAUUAUCACCUACAACAGCGGUUUCCAGACUCGGUCCUGGGGACCCACUGUUGCUGCAGGUUUUUGUUCCAACCAGAUUCACAAUUGGUGAUAAUAAUCGAUAACAACUGAUCUCAUUUAAUUAGCUGGUCUUUUUUUUACUCUUCUCUUUAUUCUGCAUUCAGAAAAAACGCAGUAUGGUUUUUGCAUUUAUAAGAUAUUUAGAAAUAUUUUUUUCUAAAGCUAUAAAUGCUUAACACUCUCGUUGUUUUUCCUAUAUUUUCCCCUUUUCCUGUGUAGUUUGCUCCCUUUAUUUAACCCUAAUAGUGAUAAUUAACAACCAGCCUAGCAGACACCCAGUUUGUUGAAAAGAGCAAUGACUUCAGUGUUAGACCCACUAAUUAUAAUUAAUUAAUUAAAUAACCAGAACACCUGGAAAAGCAGAAUUACAAUUAGGCUGAAAAUACUGUUAAUGAGGGUGGCGCAGUGGUAGUGCUGCUGCCUCGCAGUUAGGAGACCCUGGUUCGCUUCCCGGGUCCUCCCUGCGUGGAGUUUGCAUGUUCUCCCCAUGUCUGCGUGGGUUUCCUCCCACAGUCCAAAGACAUGCAGGUUAGGUGGAUUGGCGAUUCUAAAUUGUCCCUAGUGUGUGCUUGGUGUGUUUGUGUGUGUCCUGCGGUGGGUUGGCACCCUGCCCAGGAUUGGUUCCUGCCUUGUGCCCUGUGUUGGCUGGGAUUGGCUCCAGCAGACCCCUGUGACCCUGUGUUAGGAUUCAGCAGGCUGAAAAAUGGAUGGAUGGAUGCAUACUGUUAAUGACUUAAAAAAAAAAAUACAUAUUCCCUAUAUAACUGCUUAUUACAUUUUAAUAAAAAAAUCUACAGUCCUUAGUUUGUAAUUUCUUCAUUGACUCCAAAACACAGAAGCUGGGAAGUAAUGACUCACUUAAUUAGGCUAAGAGUCCAAUGAAAGAUAGAAGUUGGUUGGAACAAAAACGUGUAGCCACAGUGGGUCCCCAGGACCGAGUUUGGGAACCACUGCCUAGAACACUCAAUCUCCUUUUUGAUCACACACCCUUCAUCUGCUUAAUUGUUCAUGGUACUUUUAACACCAAUGCUAUAUUUUAAUGUGGGAAGCAUACCAAAGUACUUAAUACGCAAUAACUAUAUUACCCCUAAAUAUCUACAUUUCCCCUUUAUUUUCUUUCACAAACAUCACCAUGACAUUGUGAAAGCCACACUUCUGCUUCUGUCAUCAGUCAGUUUUUUGAAGCAACUGAUGGCAUGUCAGGAGUUUUAAAAAGUAGGAGGAAGCACGAAAGUCACUUUAUUAUAAUUAAACCAAAACCAUUUAAGCAGGAAACGGAGCAUUUUUCAUAAUAUUAUCACUGUGAAGUGAUACUAGAUGUUUGAAUUUUUUAUCAUGGAAAUUUGUAUUAGUUUGAAUUAAGUUUAAAAUUCUGGGGAAUAUUAUGUGUAUUUUUCUUUGUGAGGUACAUGACACUAGCAAAAGCACAGUGGAGAUGUUUUGUUCUUUCAUGAUUAAAUUAUUAAGUUUCGUGCAUUUGUCUAGUCAUGGCACUGAGUUUUAAACAAUCAAAAUGUUUUGGACACUGUUUUCCUUCUCAAUAUUGAUAAAAGUUCAAUGCUAAUGAACUUUUUUCCUUUUUGGACUUUAUUUUAGGUUUUUCUUUUGCUCACAGGGCUACGGUUUCAUUAAAUGAAGAGAGAACUUUGAGCACCAUGGCCACAAAUAAGAACGGCUUAUAGCUUCCACGCCCCCUCUCUUGAAGAUUGCACUGCUUAGUGGUAAUAAUAAUAAUCAAACAGCUUUCUAAAGUAAGCCAGUAAUUAUCACAAUGAAGCCACUUUGUUUGUUUAGUUGUUCCGUUUGUGAAACACAUAAACGCACACAGAGCCCCAGUUUAGGUUUAACAGACUGGCGGCCAUACAGAGAGGUCUAGACAAGCAACAUAAGAAAUCAGACCUGUCCGGCACAUAACUUUUCCCAUACGGAUGUGAUUUUUUUUUUUUUUUUUUUUUACCAGUAAAAAGAAAACGAAAACAUUUCUUUAGAGGAAUGACUAUUGGAAUUGUUUUGUUCAAAACUCUGAUAACUGUGCCAAGCAUUAUUCGCAUUAAGUGAUCUGUUUCUGUGUUCUCACUCUCAUUCUGUUUCACAUGCACACACUCCACUCUGAAAGGGUCCAGUUCUGAUCUAGGAUUUCUACAAAGUGUUUGUGAUUAGAUGUAAACUUAUAAAUUUCAAUACUCACAUACACAACUUCUCUCUAUACACAUGUAUGUGUGUAUAGUAUGCAUCUCUUUAGAACAAAAUAUACCACACCAUUUUGCAUUUUAAGUGAACCUUUUUUGCGUUAUGGUGUCCACUCAUCUACAUUGAUACACAGACAAUAAAACUUCCUCUUUAAGUGAUGUAAAUCAGUUACAAUUCAUCAGAUGUUUGGCACUGUCACAUAUUUUCUAUUAUAUACACCACUGUAUACCUUCAGUAUAUGCUGGAAUAGUAACCAGAGUAUGAGUCUGUGUAACCUGCUUGACCCAUCAUGAGUGACAUUCCAUUGCUUUCUUCUACGUUAAUCCUCAAAGCUACACGGUGUGCAACAGGAAUAAGGGGGCCCAUGCUAUAAAGGUCAGCAAAAUGAUUUGACUGUCCGAUGGUAGAGAGUGGUACAUAGCCGAGCCAUAGCAGCACUUCACAAAUGAGAGGAGGCCAUUCAGUCCAUCAAGCUUCUUUGUUUAGCUCAAAAGCUGACCCAGUACCUCACCCAGAUACUUCAUAAAGGUUGUCUAGGUGUCUCCUUCAACUACGGGACUUGGUAGUUUGUUCUGGAUUUCCCACAAACACUUUAAAUAAAGAAGUGCCCCCUGAAUUUCCACUGAUGUCCUCGCGUGCACGAUUCAACGGCUGGAACAACUUUAUGUAUGUUUUGGAGAGUUUUGAAGACCUGGAUUAGUGUGCAUUUAAGGGAAAAGGCUGCUCUUCCAGGCUUUGUAUAAAUUACAUUAGAGACUCUCUAACAAGUGAGUGACUUGUGAAUAUGACCAAAUUAAUUGCCAACCUAAUAUAAUAAAAAUACCGUGAUGUGACACAUAACUGGCCUUCAAAGUCCUGAAAGAUGAGUGGAGAGAUUAAAAAUGUGUCAGUUCAGUUUUGUAAUGCACGUUCAGAUUAUCAAAAUACAGAAGUCGCAGCCCUAGCAUACACAAUUGUCAUCAGUUUGUAAAAAUGUAAAUGUACCUUUUUAUUUAUUUAUUUUUUUAUUUUAAUGAUCACAGUAUUCUCAAAUUACCCUAAAAUUAGGAUUAUUAACGGGGUUAUGAAAAAACAUUGAGUUCUUCACCGCAAAGAUUCACAUGUCAUAAAUUGUACAUUAAUGUAAAAAAUUCAAGCUGUAUAUUUAUUGCAAAAUAAUAAUGUAUGAUAAAACUGCAAGUAGGAGUAGGCCAAACGUUGUAAUGCACAUCACUUUUUCAGUCUCUGCCAACAGUUCCAGCUCAGUUUCUCAUUGUGUUCAAGUCAGUUAGAGCAGGGGUGUCCAUCUGUGAUCCUGGAGGGACUGCACUGGCUGCUGGUUUUCCUUCCUGCCAGUUUCGUCAUCGGAGACCAGUUUCUGUUGAUAGUGGAUUUCUAUUUCUGUUUAAUUGCCGUGUUUUUCAAGACAGUGUCCCGUUCCUUAAGUGGCAGCCAAACAAAAAUGAGAUGUGAAGCGAGCCAACAAAUGACCAGCUAACUCCAACCCUAUUUCUCUCCAGCUAGAUUUUAUAAUUAGUAGGCAAUUCUUGUCGUUAUUUCCCUCCAUGGCUCGUUGCUGCUCUCAUUCUGCCCCAGCAGACAUUUCCAAAACCGUUGAUUUUUCCUUUUUCUAAGAGCACUGUCAAAAUGGUUUGUGGACCUGAGCAGAUCAACAUUAUUGAGACCUUCACCUUUCUUUAUUUUCAGAUACUGUAUGAUGGACACAGGUGAGCAGGUCAUGUGUUGGCUGGCUCACUUUGUGCCUUCUUAUUGUUCGAAUAAUUAAGGAAAAAAGAAAAUUAAGUGGUCUGCAUCUUAAAUAGCAAGUCAGUUACAAAUAAGGCAAAAAAGUUCAUUAGUAUCAGAAGCUGGUCACUAAUUAAGAAAAUGGUGAAAGCCUGCAGCCAAUGCGCCCCUCCAGGAUCAGAGCUGGCCCGUGUUAGACACUUUGUCAUUUUCUCUGCUUGUUUUACAGUACAUGUGUAGUUUUCUUUAUCUCUCCAUUAUAAUUUGGGGAAGGGGCAAGAGGGCUGUGUAGCUAGGUGUGGCUGCUUUGAAUGCUAGUGAGGUGUUAAGGCCUUGUGUGACGGAGAUGUAGCUACGGAAACUGCCAUCACUUGAGGCAAUAAAGCACAAAAUUUAUUACUAAAUGAUCCUUGAACACUCACGUCCACGUGUGCUACUGCUGUACUGUACAUCAUAUUCUGCAUUUCAGAGUGUUUACCUUUUACAGGAAAGGCUGUUGUCCCAGUGUUCAUUUCAGGUAAACCAGGCAGACGUUUUUAUGGCCGGGUUCACGUGAAAUGUGUUAAAUCAGUUCAUUGUUACUGGCCUGCAAACCCUUACAUGCACUAGAGACAUCUCCAUAGCAUUGCAGAACCUGGUACUCGCUGUGAAGUGCAAAAUAAAGAACGUUUGAACGCUGAAGUUCUAACUAAUGCUUCCUAGUUUUUACAGUUUAACUUGUAAUACCCACGUGGGUCUUGGUUUCGUUGUGCAGGAGUGUAACUUGAACGUGCGGAGUGUAGCACAAGCUGCAGCCUUCAAACCGCUCGCCACCCUUUAAGAACCUGAGAUGCACUUUCAUGAAGUUCUCCAGCCAUUUUAAAGUUACUCUGAGCACGCUAGUGGGGAUUCAUUUUUGAACUUGGGCAUCCACUCGGUCAAAAUAAGAAAUAUAAAUUUAAAAAAAAAAUGUAGCUUGCGACUUUCUCUCAUGAAUUUAAUUAGACUCGGUACUAAAGAGUGCUUAUACUGGUUUAGCCUGCAGUGAGGGACCCAGAAACGUUUGCCCGAUGGGAGAAGUUGGAACUUGACAUGCUACUGCCUCUCAUUAUGGCUGUCCUGUCAUGUCCUGGUCACGCUGGUGUGUUGACGCUAUUUUAUGUACCAAAUAAAUCCUAAGAAAUAUUAAUAGAAUUAAUGUUCUGUCUGCCAGAACUUUGAUUUAUCGAAGCACUAAUACUGAGGGUGGUGGUCACAAUUCGGGGAACAGCUCUUGUAAUGUGCUCUCUCAACGCUGUUCCUUUUGUGCCGUCUGUCCAAGAAUGUGUGCGGAUUUAUAGGAUUGCGAUAGUCGCUCAGGCCAAACACACUUAACACGCAAGUCCACAUCGGAGUUUGACACUUAAUGGGUAGGAUGAAAACUGGAGAGCAGUGAGCAGGCUCAAGUAACAAGCAAGCACACAUAAAUAUAAACUAUGAGCCAACAAGGAGUUCUCUGUAGAGCCGAUGUUACACUCUCAGCUGCCUUUGUGGGGUUUACAAGUGGGACGUACACUUGAUAAGGAUAGUUCUGCUUUUAUCAUUACUCACAUUUCAUACACUGGGUGAUUUGAAAAGAACUGAAGAAGUUUAGAAGCGUUAUUACUCGGUAACCAAGUAUCUGAUAAACGUGUGGCAAAGCAGCUCUCAGUUUUUUCAUAAAGUUACAAAUGCUCCAUUUACACCAAAUUACGGCAAACGACACCCAUUAAUCCUGUAGUCUAAUCCAAAUCAGACUCUCCAAGUGUAUCACCAUCGAUGGUUGACAUGGCAGCCUUGAUUCUUCUGGUAUGAAUUGGCAUUUUCUGUAAGUUGUUUGAUCGUUUUUUUUUUCUCUCCAAAAGAAGUACAUUUUUGCAUUGAUUUUAUCAUAAAACCUUCCUGAUUUCAUUAUUAUGUGAUAAGAUUUUGUUUUGUUAUGGGCGCCGCCAUUUUCUGUGUAUUAGCGUUGUGGUUUCUGUGUCAUCGUUACCCAGAAGGUAUCCCUUAAAUAGCUGAGACUGGAUAAACGGAGUGCGAGUUUUUGCGAACCUAUGGUGUGACCUUUCUCUGGUUCUGUGAAUUUUUUGAUUCAUGCUUCACAGUUUGCCAUUGGCUAAAGAGAGCCUCGAUUCCUGGUUACCGAAGCUCUGCCCACUUUUUCUGACUACGUCAAUCUCCUUGUCCCCUCUUGUGAAAUUUUUUCGUUCUCCUUGUGAGAUCUGAACAUCUGUGCAAAAUUUUAAAAAUACAUAAAUAACUUAAAGGGUAAUUCUACAAUUUGGUACAAGGCAAAUGUUCAUACGGUACUUAGUUACUAAGUGUGCAAUUUUUGAAAUUCCAGUUCAAUUGAUUUUGAAUCGGACCGUACAGUAAAUAAUGCAUUCAGUUCAUAUGAAUUUUCAGUCCACAGUUUUAUCCCUUUGAAGAUUAUUUCUAUAUCCAUAUAACAUAUAUAUGUUAUAUAAAAUACAUAGCAUAAAACUAAUCUCCUCUGUUAAAUUCCUCAAUAACCGAUGUUCAAUAAGCCUUUCCCGAUGGUCCCAAAGCUUUCUGAGGUUGACACUUUAAUCACCACAGCUUACAGAGACAACAAUACCAGAGUUUUCCAACAGACUCCAGCUGCGGACCUCCAGAGCUCCACUCCAUUGAGGAGGUCAUCGCCUGGCUACUCGAUGAGUGUUAGGGGGGUGGGGUAUCCGACUCGAGUCAAGUAAACCAUGUGACAGAAACCUGCCAUCCAAUUGGCUGUCCAGUGGAGCUGCCGAGGUCUGCAGCUGGACUCUUCUCGAAUUUUCUGCUCCAGGCCCGUAUUUGCGUUGGCGCUCACUGCACACAAAUACCAGAUGUGGCUUGAUAUGAGACUGUGUCUCUUGUUUAGAAAUGACUGUAAUGUAUUCUGUAUGUUUAGAUUGUGAAAUAUUCAAUGUAUGUAAGAAAAUCAAUCCUGUAAAUGAACUAAUGUUUUGUUUAACCAAUGUUCCACGCAUUGUUAAAUUCAUGACUGUAUAUUAAAAGCGGAACUAACCAUAUACAAA
Molecule: messenger RNA, 10635 nt
Organism: Erpetoichthys calabaricus (reedfish)
Lineage: Eukaryota; Metazoa; Chordata; Cladistia; Polypteriformes; Polypteridae
Gene: fbxo28
Product: F-box protein 28
Exons: 5
Coding region: 10-1050 (346 amino acids)
Biological process (GO): protein polyubiquitination
Molecular function (GO): protein binding
Source: RefSeq, a predicted model, not a curated record